This is a messenger RNA of Heterobasidion irregulare TC 32-1, 570 nucleotides long. RefSeq lists its product as uncharacterized. The annotation marks the transcript as partial. The transcript has 4 exons. Gene Ontology annotation, biological process: DNA-templated transcription initiation. Gene Ontology annotation, molecular function: DNA binding; RNA polymerase II general transcription initiation factor activity. The record is from RefSeq and is a predicted model, not a curated record. Lineage: Eukaryota; Fungi; Basidiomycota; Agaricomycetes; Russulales; Bondarzewiaceae.
CUCGAGCAGCAGCACAUCACCGCUGUUGAGGGUAUCGUGCCCACCCUUCAGAACAUUGUGGCAACAGUCAAUCUUGACUGCCGCCUUGACCUCAAGACGAUUGCACUGCACGCUCGGAACGCCGAGUACAAUCCCAAGCGUUUCGCAGCCGUCAUCAUGCGCAUUCGCGACCCGAAGACGACUGCGCUCAUCUUCGCAUCGGGCAAGAUGGUCGUCACGGGUGCGAAGUCUGAAGACGACUCGCGUCUCGCGUCUCGGAAGUACGCUCGCAUCGUGCAGAAACUCGGCUUCGACGCCAAGUUUUCCGAGUUUAAGAUACAGAAUAUUGUCGGCAGCUGUGACGUCAAAUUCCCGAUCCGUUUAGAGGGUCUUGCGUACAGUCACGGACAGUUUAGCAGUUAUGAGCCAGAGCUCUUCCCUGGUCUCAUCUAUCGCAUGAUCAAGCCGAAGGUCGUGCUCCUGAUCUUUGUAUCAGGCAAGAUCGUGUUGACUGGUGCAAAGGUCCGAGAAGAGAUCUACACGGCGUUCAACACAAUCUACACUGUGCUUUGCGAGUUCCGCAAGCCGUGA